AUGUCAGCGUCAAUUAGAUCACAACAAACAACGGCAAAAUCUGUCACAGAAUUACCAUUAGUGGCUCAUAUAUUCAACAAGAUAUCAGGUCUCUUACCUAUAGAAAGUGACUUGAGUAUAUAUGAAGUGGAAACUCAUGCUUUUUAUUUAAGUUCAAGAAAAGCUUUGAUUAAUUUAUCAACUUCCAAUCUAUACCAGGAUAUUUUGAUUUAUGCUUUAGAGAUAUUGGAAGAUUUGAAUAAAAGAGAUAAUUAUUUGGUCCUAAGGCAACGUGAAUUACCUUCAUUAAGUUCUUUAUUAAUUAUUUUAAGAUUAUUAGCUGAUUUAUCGAAAUUUAAUUGGGAUACAAAAGAACCAAAAUCAAGAAAAAAUUCAAUAGAUUCAAAUACUUCAACAACUUCUUCUUCAAGUGAAGGUGUUGGUAUUGCAACUGCAAAUGUUGAUUUUCAUACUGUUCAACCAAACUCUCUUGAUCCAAUUUUGGCAAGACGUGCUAUUGCUUUAAUUUCAAAAUUCAAAUCUACAAGUAAUUUGGUUCAUGAAUUGGCUUUAAUUAAUGGGAAAGUUGCUGUUUCAAAUGAAGAAUAUGGUAUGAGAUCAAUGACUGAUCAAAUUGAUAUCAAUGUGGAAACUUUAUUAAGAUAUUUUGCUGCGUCAAAUCCAGUUGAAUAUUUAAAUUUUAGUAUUAUGAAAUUAAGUGUUUUGAAACAUAAUAUAAAUAAUGAAGGUGAAUUUGUUCCAUAUUUAGAAUUAUUCAGUGCAGUUUAUUUGAAUGAAAAUUAUAUAUUGGAAUAUUUAAAACAUUUAAGAAAUAUAUUGACAACAAUUAAAAGAUCAAUUUAUCGUCAAUUAUUAUUAACUUUCUUUAUGAAGGCGGUUAAGAUUUGGAUUAAUUCAAGACCUCAAGAAUAUUUAAACUGUACCAAAACUGAUUCAAAUGUAUCAAUGGAAGCUGAUGCAUUAUUUGAUGAAGUUUAUUCAUUUUUGGAAGGUGGAACUUCAAAAAUAUCUUCAAAUGCUGGUACAAAUAAACAAUUUAAAAGUUCAUAUAGAUUCUUAGCAUUAUUAUUAACAUUAUAUCCAAGAGCAAUUGAAAGUUUUACUUAUCAAAAUGAUUCAAAAUCAAAUAGAACAGCAGCUUUGAAAAAACUUACAAGUUUCAAUACAAAUAAAAAACAUAAAUUAUUAUCAAAUGUCACUAAAAUAUUAUCAAAUAAUAAAGAAACUUCAACUCAAGUGGAAAAUAAUGUUUCCGUAUUGGAAAGUUUAGAUUUUGUUGUUUGUGUGGCAAAUAUUGCUUCAUCAAUUUAUCCAUAUGAUCCUCAAAAUAUCUUGGUACAAUAUUCUUUAUUACAUUAUGAUAUUGUUACAAAAGUAUUGGUACCUGUUUCUUCAACUAGAAAUUCACCUUUGAUUACACAUGCUACUUUAUCAGAAAAUCAAGUUUUCAGUGAAUUAAGAUUAGAAUAUUUUUCAAGUCUUUGUGUAUUAAAUUCAUCAGAAUUUAUUCCAAAAUUAAUGGAUAUAUUAAAUGAUGAAAGUACUUCAUUAGAAUCUUUGAAAUUAACAACUUCAAUCUUGAAAAUGUUUUCAUCAACUUUACAUUCAAAAGAAUCAAGUCAAAAUCUGGUUAGACAAAUUUUCCCAUUAUUGAAGAGAGUUGUUGUUAGAAUGAGUACUUUAGUUCAAAGUUCAACUUAUGUUCCAUCUAUUUAUGAAGAAGAAACUGAAACUUCUUCCUUGGGCAAAACAAGUUCUGGUAAUUCUUUAGAUUUUUAUUCUCAAUAUAGUUUCAAAACUGAAAUUAAAUUCCCAGAUCAAUCAAGACAAAAUUCAUCAACUGUUUCAUCUUCAGCUGGUUCAGUAUCAACUCCAAAAUCUGAAAAAUUCAAAGAUACUACAAAGAGUAUAUUCAGUAGAUCUCAUCAUUUAAAUUCAGCACAUCAACAAAGUUCAAGUCAUAGUACAAACACUUCUGCAUCAUCAGCUUCAACAAGUAGAGCAAAUACUGCAACAUCAGAUCAAUCAAUUGAUAGUACACAACAAGCUCAAAAAGUUUCAAAAUUAUCAAGAGAUAUAUUAGCAAAUUCAUAUUCAAUUUUUAAAAAAUAUCCACAAUUAUAUUUCUUAACUUCAAAUGAUUUAUCAAAUAAUGAGAAAUAUGAAGAAUUAAUUGAAAGUUCAAAUUCUGUUUUAGAUCCAUUCAUAAUUUCAAUUAAAGAUUCUGAUCCAAAAUUAACAACUUCUGUUACUCAAUAUCUUUUAAGUUUUAUUUCAUCAAAUGUUAUAUUGGAUGAUUUUGAUCAUGUUAUGUGUUCAUUUGCAGGCUCUUUAUUAAUUUUGAAUGCUACAGCUAAAGCAUUAAUUGCAAGUUCUUCAAGUGAUUUGAAAAGAAGAGAACUUUUAGAAAUUUUUGUGAAAUUUUUAGAAUAUAGAGUUGGUUUAAACACAUUAUUAGAACAUCAUGAAUAUUUCCCAUUAGUCAAAUCAUUAGAAAAAUCAUUUUAUCUAAGUGCAACCUCAUUAAUUGAACAAGCUUUAUUAACUUGUUUAUGUACACCAUCAUUUGAUACAUAUCCAUUGAUAAAAAGAGGUUUCAGAGCUGUUGAUUCAGAAUUAAGUUUUAAUGGAUCAAGAAAUCAUGUCUAUGAAAGAGAUAUCAAUAAAGAUUUCUAUCUGGCUGUUUCUGGUGAUUCUUCAUUAACCACUGGUUUGGUUGCCUUACAGAAAAACAUUAGAAAAUAUUUUUUAAAAAUUAAAACACCAAGUGCAGCUGUUAUAAAUGUUUGGUUAAGAAUUUAUGAAAGAUGGAAUGAUAUGGCUUUAUCAAAUUAUUCUGAAAUGUCACAAAAUGAAUUAGCUGAAUUCCGUAAUUUUGCAGGAUUUUUAUCAUCAGUUUCAGGUAUUUUCGUUAAUUCAAAUGUUAAUGCUGAAAGAGGUUUCACUCAAGAAAUUAAACAUGAAAUCACUGAAAAAAUCGAUGAAUUUAUCCAAAGAGAAUUGGUUCUGUUAGGUGAAGAUAAUUUAGUCACUAGAGAAAAUGCUAGAGAAAUUCUUGCUGCUGAAACACAUCCAUUAUCCUAUGGUAGAGUUGUUAAACUACUGGUUCCUAUUGUUAAGAAUUAUGAAGCUAAUUCAGAAAGAUUAUCAGUUUUAGAUUUCACAGUUAUAGAACAUAUUAUAGUUUUGUUAAAAGCUAUUUUAAAUAAUGGUGCUAGAGAAACAGUUUUCUCUGUUUCAGUUGAUUUAUUAAAUUGUGCAAGUAUAUUAGCAAGAUUAAUUGAUUCAGUUCCAGAAGUUGAUGUUACUAUAUUAAAAUUAAGAAUUAGAAUGUCAAGAUUUUUCUAUGAAAUUGAAUUGCAUAAUGAUGUUUUAGUUAUUGGAGGAGCUUAUAAAUUAAGAAAUACUUAUUUGAGACAUGCUUAUAAUUGGUUUGAUAAUGCAAUUGCUUAUGAUUGUAAUUGUAAUGAUCAUUCACACCAUCAACAUCAAAAACAUUCAACAGGUGGUAGAGAUCUUGAUUAUAUCUAUAUUGAUAUUGCUAUUGAAAGUGUUAAAGCAUUAUCUUUAUUAUUGGAUUCAUUAUUGUUAGAAGCACCACAAGUUAUUAAUGAACGUGAAUUGAAAUUUUCAAAAGCUAGUUUAUUUAGUAUAUAUUUCAAUACUUUUUUGAAAGCUUUAGAAAGAUAUUCAGAUCUAGAAAAAUUUCCAUUGAGUGUUAAACAUAAAGUUUCCACUGUUAGUGAUCAUAUUAUUACUUGUUUGACUAAUUUAUUAAAAUCAAAUGUUGAUGUUGGUUUACAAUAUGCAUUACCAAUUGGUUAUCAUUCAAAUUUAUCAAUUAGAGUUGCAUUUUUGAAAGUCUUUGUAUCAAUUGUGGAAACUUAUAAAGUUGAUGAUGGUCGCCAUGAUGAAAAGACCAGAGCUUUGAUGAAUGAUAUUUUCAAAUUAAUUUUUACAACUCCAAAAGUUUUGUUGUCAAUUGCAAGAUCAUGUCCAACUAGUGAUGCUUCCGCAUUAGCAUCAUGUUCGCUAUCAUUAGCUGAUAGUGUUAAUCAAAGUGCAAGCUUGGUUUCAUAUUUGGUUCAAGAAGAAAUUUUCAAUGGCUAUAACUAUGGUGAUAUUUUAAGAAGAAAUAGUUUUGCAAGUAAAUCAUUAUCUGCUUUUGGUAGAUCCAAAGGUAGUGAAUAUUUAGUAUCAACAUUAAGACCAAUUUUAUUAGAAAUUAGAGAUUCUGAAUUAGAUCUUGAAGUGGAGAAAAUAUCACCAGAAGAUCCUGCUGGUUUACAAAAUCUGAAUAAUUUUAUGCACUAUUUGAAAAAAUUGGUUAAUGUUAUUAUUAGAUCAAUUGAUGAAUUCCCACUUGAAUUUAGAGCUGUUUGUCAAACAAUUUCAAGUUGUGUUGAAGGUAAAUUCCCAAGUUAUAGAAUAAUUGCAGUUGGUUCUUUCAUCUUUUUAAGAUUCUUCUGUCCAGCUAUUGUUAGUCCAGAAUCUGAAAAAAUUGUUGAUAUUCCAAAUCGUCAAACUCAAAGAAAAUUUUUAAUGUUGGCUAAAGUUUUACAAAACAUGGCUAAUGGUUCAUUAAAUUCUCUAAGAUGGCCGUUGUUAAAAUCUAGAACUGAAGAAUUGAAUGAACUCAAUGAAAAAUUAUUCGGCUUCUUAGAUCAAUGUACCAAACUUGAUGAUGAUGUUGUAUUUGAAGUUACUGAAAUGUCUGAUGUUAACGAUCAAGAUUUUGGAUUCUUCCAUAGAUUUAUGUAUGAAAAUUGGCAAGUGGUUAGAGCUGAAAGUUUAAGAAAUUGUGAAAAUGAAGAUGAACUAAAGGUCCAUUUGAAGUUAUCAACAGAUGUUAUGGAUAUCUUAUCAUUUUUGGGUCAACCAACUAUUAAUUUUGGUUAUGAAAUUCCUGCCUCAAUUUCUCCAGAAUCUAAUAAUGAAUUAUUUGAAUUUAUGAGCAAGUAUUCAUUGAAAGAUUUAGGUCAAGUUCAAGAUUCAAACUUUAUUUAUCAAGCGAUCAGCUCUGAUGGUACACCACUAUUGGUAUUUUCUUAUCUUGAAUUUUAUAAGUUGAAAAAUGCUGAUCAAGAAAUUGCUUUAUACAGAAUCUUUCAAAUUGCUUCAAAAAUCUGGGAUCAAAAAUUCUCAAUUGUUGUUGAUUGUACUGGAAAUAAUGGUACUCAAGUUUUUCCUUAUAGAUUAUUAGUUCUAUUAGGAAACUUAGCUCCUAAUCCAAUGCGUGAUAACUGUGUUUCUGUUCAAUAUUUCAAUUUAUCAUCGGGUUUGUUUCCAAAUUUUUUCAAAAAUUCAAAGUCACCAAGUAAUUUUUUUAACCAAGGUCCAUCUGAAUAUUUCUUCCCACAUGGAAAUGAUGAUCAUAAGACUAUUGCUAAUUUGGGCUUACCAAAUGAAUCAGUUAGAGCUUACCAUGAUGUUAGAGCUAAAUUCACAGAUGCUUCGUUAUAUCAAGUUGAUAAUGGUCGCUUCGUCCCAGUUGUUAUUAAGAUAGGUAAUGAAUUUAUUCAAAUUACCCAAACAACACCACAAAGAAUUAAAAUUAAAGGUACAUUGAAAGAAAUUUAUCUUAACGACGUUUUCAGAUUACAAGAUAUUUCUUCCGUUUCGGUUUCUGAAAAGACUGGUGUUUCUAAUGAAAUAACAAUUGUGUUUGAAAAUGGUUCUGAAUUCAUUUUAAGCUCACCAAAAUCAUUAGAUAUAAUGAGAUUAUUGUAUUUCACUAAAAAUAGAGUAACUGAAGCUCCUGCUGAAACUUUGUUCAAACAAAAUGUUGAAAAAUCAUUAGAAGAUAUGCUUGGUCAAUUGUUCAAUAUUGUAUUUUUAGGUUUCACAUCUUCAUCAGCAGAAAUUAGAUCAAUUUCUUAUAAUCUUUUAGCUGCUGCGCAAAAACAAUUCAAUUUAGACCUUGGUAGAGAAUUAGCAUCAUCACCAGAAGUCUAUUUCCCACGUGAUAAUAAUACUUUUGUCGUUACCAUUUCUGAAAAAUUAGCUGAAACUUAUCCACAAGUUACACCAGAGGUUAUUGGUGCGUUCUUUAAAGUUUAUAGAGAACAAGUUACACCACGUCAAAGAUUCAAUGCAAUUGUUUAUGUUGCACCAUGGAUUCCAAACAUUUAUGAGCAUGUUUACCGAGUUGAUGAAGAAAAUGGUCCUGAUUUUGUAUCUGAAAUUAUCAGAAACUUCUUAGCUGUUUCAUCUAUUGAUCCAGUAUUCCUGAGUGCUUUUAAUUCCCAAAUAUGGUCUAAAUUAUGUUUAGAAGAUAGAAUCAGUACCAUUUUGGUUAAUGAAAUUGUCUUGACUGCUAUUGACCGUGAAGCUGAAGGUUCUGAUUGGAAAUCUAUCAUUGCAUUAUUAGCAUCUACACCAACUGUUGAAUUAUGUGGUCAUGUUAUUCAAAGAUUAAGAGAAAUCUCACAUAUUCCAUUCCCUGAUAGCAAUGGUAAUUAUUCUGUUACUUCACAUAGUAGCUGGAUUGAAAUCACGGUUUUGGUUCAAAUUUGUGUUUCUUUAUUCUUUGAUUCAUUGAUGUUCACUGAAAUGUUUUUACCUGAAAUCUUUUAUGUUGUUACUGUUUUAGUUGAUGUUGGUCCAUUGGAUCUAAGAAUUGCAAGUCAUCAAUUAUUGUUAAAUGUUCUUCAAUCAUUUUUAACUAAACCAACAUUAAAUGAUUUCGCCAAAGAUAAAAUUAGAAAUACAAUCUCUCAUUUUACUUCUCAUAGAUCAAGAAUUUUAUUCGGUUUAAAUAGAGAUACAGCUGAUAAUUUCCCAACUGAAAUAUCUAAAUUUGCCACCAGAGUUAGUACAAUGGAAACAUUGGUUGCUGCAUUGAUGGAAGUCAUUGAAGUUACAGGUUCUGAGAACAGCAAAGCUUUAUGGGUUGCUAGAUGGAAUAGGUAUGUCGUUGAUGCUGUUUCAAAAGAUGAUGCUGUCUUAAAGGGAAGAGCCCUUUUAUUAUUAGGUGUUUUAUCUAAGACUGGUGUUAAUGAUACGAUGGUUGUUAGAGUUAUGGAAAUGGUUGCACAAGUUGCCUCAGAGGAUAUGAGUGACACUAAAUACCGUUAUUUGGCCAUUUGUACCGUUUUCUCUUUGAGUAGAAUAUCGGAAGGAUUGUUACCAACAUCACCAUUCUUUGGAAGAAUGUUUUGGUUUGCACUUGUUGUUACACAUUCAGAUUUAGUCGCUUUAUAUCAAGGUGGUCUUCAAUUUGCAUGUAAGGUAUUGACAGCUAUGCAUUCUAAGGAUAAAUAUAUUAAUUUUGAUGUUGUUGGAACACUUUUGAAAGAAAAGGUACCAUUUGGUGCGUUACUUGAUCGUAUUGAAGAACAUGAUGAAAUUGUUGCCACUAGAGAUACCUUUGAUCAAGUCUUAUUGCAUUAUACUAUUAAAGGUUUACAGUUACCAUAUGCUAGAGCAACAUCAAUUGAAUCAUUGAAAUCAUUCUUUAUCAUAAGAUAUUUGAAUGAGGUUGCUCGUGUUGAAACUGACCCAUCACAAGUGUUUGAUAAUAGUGUUCACUCAUAUUUGUUAUUCCUUUAUAUCUUGCUAAAACCUGAUGAUGUGAAAUCUUUAUUAAGAUCUGCCGAUGUAUUAAGUGAUGAUGUUAUUGAAUUGGGUGAACAAGCAAUGGUUCCAAGAGUAUUGGUCAACUAUUUAUUAUCAGAUAACAUUAACUCAAACCUUUCCUUGUUACAAGCUGCUGUUCAUUUUGAAGAAGGUGAACCAAACGAAAAAUCCAUGAUCAGAUUAUUAUUAUUAUUGAAAUAUAUUGGUCAAAGAAAUCCGAGAUUGGUUAUGAAAGUUUAUUUCAAAUUGAGACCAACUAUUAGAAAGAUCAUUAGUACCAAUUCAAGCUCAGUUCCUCUAGUUACUGCAUGUUUUAACUUAGCUUCUAUUGCAAGUAUUCAAACAGACUAUGAAGAGGAUGAAAAGUUCAAACAUUUUGCUGAUCAAGUGUUGGAUGAAAACUCAGUUCGUGGUAUUUACAAAUAUAAAUUCCCUGAAGGUGCAGUAUUACUUGAUGAAAAGGGGGCCAAUAAUCCAUCCGAAAAAUCUCGUGGUUCAGUCAUGAAACCAUUGAUUGAAACAAUUUGUGCUGCUAAGGUUCAAACUGAAUAG
Messenger RNA from Hansenula ciferrii, 8130 nucleotides. RefSeq names its product Ras GTPase activating protein IRA2 (gene IRA2). Bases 1 to 8130 code for a protein of 2709 amino acids. The transcript has a single exon. Gene Ontology annotation, biological process: regulation of GTPase activity. The record is from RefSeq and is a predicted model, not a curated record. NCBI's taxonomy places the organism in Eukaryota, Fungi, Ascomycota, Saccharomycetes, Phaffomycetales, Wickerhamomycetaceae.